Messenger RNA from Sphenostylis stenocarpa, 807 nucleotides. NCBI's taxonomy places the organism in Eukaryota, Viridiplantae, Streptophyta, Magnoliopsida, Fabales, Fabaceae. The record is from the annotation of a GenBank genome assembly.
AUGUAUCAACAAUUCCACAUUGAAACUGUCUCCCGGCGCAUGUUAGCAUUUUCACGUCUGAGAAAAAUCAAAGCGCGUGAGCCUCACGCGCCUGAGUGCUCCUCCUACCUUUGUCGUCACUUUCUCUCUUUCUCUCUCCACCUUCACUUCGCCGACGUUUCUGUCUCUUCUUUCAGAUCAGCUUCAGUUUUGAUCGAAUCUGUAAGAAAGUCGAAAAAUUCUCGAUCUACGUUUCAAUCAAUUGCGUUUCUUGUCAUUAUGAUGAGAAGAGAUGAAAUUUAUGCACCUAAGAUGCCAACCCUGGUUGACCUUUGCGUUCAGAAAGUCAUUGAUAAUGUAAGGUACCUUGGAAACGUUGGUGGUGUUGAACAGCAUCUGCUUGAGCGAAUCUUGCCACACUGCACAGUUGACCAGUUGAUGCAUGUGGAGAAGUCCACAAAGGGAAGAGAUCUCAGCCCUGUAACUGAUAAGUUGUGGAAAAAGUUUUUUGAAAAGCAGUUUGGCAUAAAUUCCACUAAUGAAGUGAUUAAGAGGAUGAAAGAAAAGAAAGUGUCAUUUAGAUGGAUGCAGUUAUAUGAGGCAAAAGGAAAGGAAAUGGCCCAGGUUGAGAAUGAAGCACUUGAUCGAAUCAAGCAACUGUACAAAAAAGAAGAUGCAAGAAAACAGAGUAGACAAGUAAGGCCAUGCACUAAAGUUCCACCUUCAAGUAAAAGAAGAUUUUGGGGAGAUAACGGACCUGGAUACAAUGUAUCAAAUGUGAAGAGCAAUAUAAUGAAGAAGGCGAAGAUAGAAUUUAUGAAGAGGUAA